CCUAAAGAGAACAAGAAACUAGGGUUUUAGAAUGCGGAAACUCAACCAGAACUAUCAAAAUGACUUGAUUAAGUAGCAAGUUCAACUAUUUAGCACUCUAUUUGGGGAUUACAGUAGCAAUAUUUAAGUAUGAUUGGAUCCAGUUCAACUUUUUAUUGGAUUUGACAAAUGAUUAACGUCAUUUCCAGUUUGGUUCUGCUUUUAGAACGGCACCAAUUCUGUGAGCCAUAAAAUUUUUGCAUUCUCGAAGUUCCAUGUCGAGCCAAAAGUUCUACGGUGCUAUGAAGCAAGUUUUCAGCUCGAAUUUUGCUUCAAGAUCCAAUGAAGAGACUGCAAACUUGAUCGCGAAAGCCCUAAUCGGUCCUACCUCAAAAUCUCUCCAUAUUUCACCAUCUGUGAUUUCCAAACUUAAUUCCCGAAUAACCCACCUUGUUCUCUCGAAUCCGCGAAUUCCAGCGUCUUCUUGCUUGCGCUUCUUCAAUUUUCUGCAGUCGAACCAGUCUAUUGUUCCUCAGAAACCCGAUUUUGAAGCCCACCUAACACUCAUUUUGCGGUUAUUUGGAGUCAGAAGAUUUGCUGAGGCCAAGAAGAUCUUGAAUGCUGCUGUUGUUGGUGAGAAUCUUCGACGUCCGGUUUCAGAAUUAGCUUCUGUAGUGGGUGGAAAUAGUGUAGAACCCAAACUAAAGACCAAGUUUUUUGAUAUGUUAUUCAGGGUUUAUGGCGACAAUAGAAAGUUUGAGGAGGGUCUGGAGGUUUUUGAGUAUAUGGUGAAUAAUGAGUUUGUGAUUGAUGAGCGGUCUUGCAUGGUUUACUUGGUCGCAUUCAGGAAAUGCAAUCAAUUUGAGUCAUUGUAUCGGUUCUUUCAGCAGAUGGUGGAAUGCAAUGUGGUUAUCACGGUUUACUCAAUGACGUUGGUGAUUGAUGGAUUGUGUAAAAGAAAGGAAGUUGAGAAAGCGAGGAAAUUGAUGGAUGAUCUGGUUAGUAGAGGGGUGAAACCCAAUGUGUAUACUUUUAACACAUUGAUAAAUGCUUAUGUAAAGAAAUCCGAUUGUAGGGGAGUAGAAGAAAUCUUGGCUGCCAUGGAGAAAGCAGGGGUGGACUUCAAUGCUGCAACUUACACGCUUUUGAUUGAAUGGCGGGCGAGGCAUGGCAAAAUUGAAGAUGCGGAGAAGCUGUUUCAUGUCUACACCUCAAUGAUUAGUCUUUUUAGUAAGUUGGGAGAUGUUAAGAAGGCGUUUGCUUUAUUUGAUGAGUUGGUAGAGAAAGGCUUGGAACCUAAUGUGCACACUUACGGUUCAUUAAUAUAUUGUGUGUGCAAAGCAGGGAACAUGGAUGCAGCAGAAAUGUUGCUCAACGAGAUGCAAACCAAAGGAAUAGACAUGAAUCGGGUGAUUUUCAACACAGUGAUGGAUGGCUAUUGUAAGCAGGGGAUGAUUGAAGAAGCUUGGAGACUGCAAGGUGUUAUGGCGAGGAAAGGGUUCAAAGCUGAUGUUUAUGUUUACAACAUAAUUGCAAAUGGUUUAUGCAAACUAAAGCGGCAUGAGGAAGCAAAAAGGUUGCUAUUCUCAAUGGUGGAUAAGGGUGUAGCUCUAAACACAGUUGCUUACACAACUCUGAUUGACAUAUACAGCAAGGAAGGUGAUUUUGUUGAAGCAGAGAAAUUGUUACAUGAGAUGGAGAAAAUGGGAGAGAAACCGAAUAAUGUGACAUACAAUGCUUUGAUAGAUGGAUAUUGCAAAAAGGGAAAGAUAAGAGAAGCAAAUAUGUUGAGAAAGAAAAUGGAAACUAAUGGGCUGCUGCCAGAUGUUUAUACAUACACCUCACUUGUCCAUGGACAGUGCAUAGUUGGAGAGAUAGAUGAGGCUGUGAAGCUCUUUAAACAGAUGCCAGAAAAGAAUAUAAGUCCAACUUUGGUAACUUACACAGUACUGAUAUCUGGCUUGUCAAAAGAGGGAAGAUCAGAUGAAGCUUUUAAAUUGUAUGAUGAGAUGAAAGAGGCUGGUUUCACACCUGAUGACUCUGUAUACUCUUCUCUUGUGGGCAGCCUCCAUGGUACUAAACCUUUGUCUGAGACUAAUCCUGAGAAAAAGGAAAGGCUUCCCCUUGUAUGAACUAUGAGAUUGGUUGAGCUCAUUUUCUGCAAGGUGCUUCUAAUGGGAGAGCAAGUGGUGUAUGUUGGAAACAUGCUGGUCUCCCUCAAGAUUCUUAUGACAAGGACUCUAUAUCGAGAGCUAGUUCCUUUCAUCCGCACUCAGAAGAGUGCCUGACUCAAUACUUUCAACAAUUCUCUUUCCAGCCAGCAUGGAUCUACCAUUCUCUUGAUGAAAAUGGUAUAUUACCUACCUUUGAUAUGAGCACUAAAUGCUGCUUCUGAGUUAUAGAUACAAUUGAUGGAAUAUUGGGGUCCUUCAGAUGUGCCCACAUACCCCCAUGAUUGGUAUGUGGCCAUAUCUGAAGAAUUGCAUUAGGUGCAUCAUUGAGGUUAACCAUUACCACAACACCCUCUGUGAAUCUACAAUGAUUUAUAUCAUUCUUAAGGCCGUAGUUUCCAAUGUCAAUUUAGUGUAGUAUACUGAUUUCUGUUGUAGAUGCAGAAACAUUGAUUCUCCUAUAGUAAUACCAAGGCAAGGCUCAGUGUGUCAUUCACUGUA
Sesamum indicum (sesame) is the source of this 2651-nucleotide messenger RNA. Lineage: Eukaryota; Viridiplantae; Streptophyta; Magnoliopsida; Lamiales; Pedaliaceae. The record is from RefSeq and is a predicted model, not a curated record.